AUGGCUCCAGUUCCGGAUCCGCGUCGCGAUGGUGGUGGUGCGAAGAAGCGAGAUGAAGCUAAGACGAAGGUUAAGACUCCCAAGAAGAAGGAGGAAGAUCUCUCUGAAGAAGACUUGGAACUAAAGCAGAAUCUUGAGCUCUAUGUUGAGAGGAUUCAAGACCCCAAUCCUGAGUUGCAAAAGGCCGCUCUUAAAAGCCUCGGGCAGGAGAUCCGUGCCUCAACAAGCUCCAUGACGUCAGUUCCUAAACCCCUCAAGUUUCUCCGUCCUCAUUAUGGAACUCUUAAGGAUUGUCAUCACAAAAUGGCUGACGAGUCUGUUCUCAAGAAAUAUUUGGCUGAUAUACUCUCUGUCCUCGCACUCACCAUGUCUGCUGAGGGUGAAAGGGAAAGCUUACGAUAUAGGUUGAUUGGAUCACGAAGUUUCAUUGGAUCAUGGGGUCACGAGUAUGUCAGGAAUUUGUCCGGAGAGGUUGCAGUAGAGUAUACGAUACGUCAGGUUGAGGAGUCCUCUAUAAUGGACUUAAUGGAUCUUGUGCGUCAAAUAGUUGCUUUUCUCAUGAAGCAUAAUGCAGAAACCGAAGCUGUUGACCUCCUAAUGGAAGUUGAGGAUCUUGAUCUCUUACUUGACCAUGUAGGCCGCACGAAUUUCAGGAGGACGUGCAACUACCUCACUAGUGCAGCAAAGUAUCGUCCAUGGCCCGAUGACAUGGUGGCUUUAGAUCUUGCUUACACGCUCUACAUGAAGUUUAAAGAAUAUCCGAACGCUCUGCAAAUUGCACUAUUGCUUGACAACAUGCAGUAUGUGAAGCAAGUGUUUACCUCAUGCACUGAUCUGCUAAAAAAGAAACAGUUCUGCUACAUGAUUUCACGUCAUGGCAUCACCUUUAACCUUGACCCUGAGAUGGUUGCAGAUGAGGUUGACAGUUAUACGUUACGGGACAUUGCUAACAACACUAACUUGAGUGAAGGAUAUCUGGCGCUUGCAAAGGAUAUUGAGGUUAUGGAGGCCAAGACGCCUGAAGACAUCUACAAGGCUCACUUGCUCAGGGUUAGAUCUUGGCCAGUUGUGGAGUCUGCUAGAAAAAACCUGGCUGAUACUUUUGUGAAUGCAUUUGUAAAUGCUGGUUUCGGCCAGGACAAAUUAAUGACCAGUGGACCUGCUGGAAGCUGGGUCUUAAAAAAUAAAGACCAUGGCAAGACCAGUGCAGCUGCUAGUCUGGGUAUGAUUUUGUUGUGGGAUGUGGACGCCGGAUUUAGUGAACUCGACAUAUAUUGCGAUAGCAAUGAUAAACUUGUGAGUGCUGGAGGUCUGCUGGGUGUUGGGAUUGUUCAUUCUGGCAUUAAGACUACUUGUGAUGUUGCAUUGGCCCUUUUUGAAGAAUAUAUUGAUAAGGAGGAUUCAUCUGUCCGAAUUGGUGCUAUUAUGGGUAUGGGGAUUGCUUACGCGGGUUCCAAAAAUGAUCAGAUAAAAAACAGCUUGUCUCCAAUACUGAAUGAUAAAAAAACACCUCUCGAUGUGGCUGCAUUUGCUGCACUUAGUUUGGGGAUGGUUUAUGUUGGUUCGUGUAAUGACGAGGUCGCACAAUCUAUUAUGUUUGCUUUGAUGGAUCGGAAUUCGGCAGAACUGGGUGAAGCCCUCGCUCGUUUCUUGCCUCUUGGUCUUGGACUUUUGUACCUUGGCAAACAGCAGGAAAGUGUAGAGGCUACCGCGGAGAUUUCAAAGAACUUAUGUGAGAAAAUCAGAAAGUAUUGUGAAAUGACACUUCUUUCCUGUGCCUAUGCUGGCAGUGGGGAUGUCCUCAAGGUCCAAGAGCUUCUGGCUCAAUGUGGAGAGCAUCUGGAGGAAGGCAAUAUCCACCAGGGUCCAGCUGUGCUUGGAUUAGCGAUGGUUGCUAUGUCUGAAGAACUGGGUCGUGAUAUGGCGAUCCGUUCUCUGGAGCACGUGCUUCAGUAUGGAGAACAAAACAUUCGGCGUGCAGUGCCGUUGGCCCUUGGUCUCCUAUCUACAUCAAACCCAAAGAUGAAUGUUAUGGACACGUUGAGCCGCCUUAGCCAUGACACAGAUUCAGAAGUUGCCAUGGCAGCAAUUAUCUCCCUUGGUUUGAUCGGUGCUGGAACCAACAAUGCUAGGAUUGCUGGCAUGCUUAGAAACCUCUCCAGCUUUUAUGACAAGGAUGCCAGCCUUCUCUUUUGUGUGCGUAUUGCUCAAGGACUGGUGCAUAUGGGAAAGGGUCUCUUAACUAUCAAUCCCUUUCACUCCGACCGGAUCUUGCUAUCCCCAACCGCACUUGCUGGUAUAGUGACAUUGUUGCAUGCAUGCCUUGACAUCAAAUCCAUCAUACUUGGGAAAUACCAUUAUGUGCUCUACUUCCUCGUUUUGGCGAUGCAGCCAAGGAUGAUGAUGACAGUGGACGAGAACCUGAAGCUCAUCUCGGUGCCAGUGAGGGUAGGACAAGCGGUUGACGUGGUUGGACAGGCAGGUCGACCCAAGACAAUCACUGGGUUCCAAACAUAUGAAACGCCUAUUCUACUUGCUGCUGGGGAGAGAGCAGAACUCGCAACCGACAAGUACAUUCCAUUGUCUCCCAUACUAGAAGGUUUCGUCAUAUUGAAAGAAAAUCCAAACUACAGAGAGGAAUGA
Messenger RNA from Eruca vesicaria subsp. sativa (arugula), 2643 nucleotides. The record is from the annotation of a GenBank genome assembly. Lineage: Eukaryota; Viridiplantae; Streptophyta; Magnoliopsida; Brassicales; Brassicaceae.